AAAAUUGGAUAUUGGGGUCUAGGGUUUUACAACCUCCAAAGAAGACGUAUAUUGAAAAACGGAGACUGUAAGAAGUUGAAGUGUUGCUGUAGUGCGAUCGAAUUGAGAGGAUGGGAGACAAAUUGAGGCUUCAUGUAGGAGGAUUGGGUUCAAACGUGCAGGUAUCCGAUCUCGAGAAGACCUUCACCUCACCGCAGUUGGGUGAUGUUCAAUCCGUCGAGAUUAUUCGCACGAAAGGUCGCAGCUUUGCUUACUUAGAAUUCGUUCCCGCUUCUGAUAAAGGCCUCGCCAAGCUCUUCAGCACGUAUAAUGGGUGCAUGUGGAAGGGGGGGAGACUUAAACUUGAGAAGGCCAAAGAAAACUAUCAAAGUCGUUUAAGACGUGAGUGGAUGGAAGAUGCUCAACAUGAGACUAAAUUGCCCAGCCAGAAUGUUGAUGCUGAUGAAAGUGGAUGUGCAAUGCUGAAACCCAAGAAAGAAGAUCUUGAAAAAAUGCAGCUCAAGAUAUUUUUCCCCAAGUUGAGAAAGCUAAAAGCUAUACCUCUCAAGGGAACAGGCAAACACAAGUACAGUUUUCAGCGUAUUGAAGUUCCGCUCCUCCCCACCCACUUCUGUGAUUGUGAGGAGCACUUUGUACCUCCGGAGCCAGCUAAAAGAAAUUAUUCUAGACUCCCUGGGCCAGCAAAAAGGAAUAAUACUGUUGAUCGCGAGGUAGACAAUUAUGGGAUGAAUGAGGAGGAGCUUAACAUGAUGAAGUCAAUAUUAGACAAGCUCUUAGAGAAGGAAAUCCGCUCAGAGAUUGUGUCCAGUGAAGCUGAACCUUCUGAAGAAAUACAGCAUGAUGCAUCUGUAGUGGAUAAAUGUCAAGUUGAUGACAAUGAGGAAGAUCAAGAUAGCGAUGAAGAUAACCUUGUAAUUAACAUUGUGGGCAAGCCAAGUAAGAGAGAUACCUUGUUUGAGGAUUGGGGGCAGAAAACAAGUAUCACAAAUCAGGAUUCCUUGGUAAGUGGGCCCAAGUCCUUGAGUAAUACCAAUUCCAAGAAGCAGGAAGCAAAAAGACCAAACCAAAUGUUUGACAAGAAGAGAAAGCAGUCUGUCCGUGAAGAUAAAUCAAUUGAUACAGUACCUUCUAAGAAGAAAGGAAGAACUGGUUUUUCUCAUAACAGCACUGAUGAUCAAGUUGCUAUAGAUAAGAAACCAGUAGAUAAAGAUUCAGGCUCUAUACGGUUAAGUUCUGAUGUGGCUACCUUAAAUAAAUCAGCCUGGAAAGCCCUGGUCAGUGAGAAGGGAAAUACUGCUUUCAACAUCUCAGAUAUCUUGACGAACCAUAAUUCUGAUAUUGAAACUGAACCUGGUUCUGAUAUUGGAACCGAACCUGGUUCUGAUAUUGAAACCGAACCUGGUUCUGAUAUUGGAACUGGACCUAGUUCGGAUAUUGAAACCGAACCUGAUUCUGAUAUUGAAACCGCACCUGGUUUUGAUAUUGCUACUGAAUCCUGCUCCAAUGGAAAUAAUGGCCAGAAAGAUCAAACAAGCAAACAUGAAGAGUUGGAAAAACUUUCUGAUGUCCAAUCCACUGAGCCAACUGCAUCUGAAGAUUUAUUAGCUAGAGGCGCUUCAUGGAAACGGAAGUCUUCAUGGUUGCAACUAGUUGCAGAUACAAAUGCCAGUGCCUUCAACCUUUCACAAAUCUUGCCUGAUGUAACUUUUCAAAAACAAGCGACAGAACAGUUCAAGGUGAUUGACUUUUCCAAUUCGAGUAGGGCAAAGCAACACAAGUUUGUGGAUAAAAAAUCUUGUGCUGAAGACAUUGGUGAGCCUCAAGGUCCUGCUAAUAGAGAUAUUUAUGCUAAUACAAGUAAUCAGAAUGAGGAUGUUUUAACCAAGGAGCAGAAUACCAGUGGUCCAGUUUCUCAUUCAACGGAAAAGGUUGGAGAGGACUCCUCCGCUCCAGUGCUUGGCACAAACCUGAUACCAAGUAACAGGCCUAUGGGAGACAUCGUCAUCAGUGAAACUUGCCCAUUCAUGAAGAGUGCUGCUUCAAUGAAGGAGUGGGCUAAGUCUAAGGCAGCUUUAAGUGGUUCACAUAAAAGAAAAGGCAAGGAAACAGAGUCCCUCAAGAAUUAGGGCGACAAGUGAUGUAUCUGUUUCCUAGGUUUUUCCAGUGAAUCUAGACGACUGAUCUCUAACAGAUGAGUCAAUUGAUUAACUGCUUUGGCAGGUAAAUUUAUAUGUUGUGCACAUUCCAUGAAGUGAGAAAAUUUUCAUUAAUAUUUGGGAAUAUCAUUAUUCCAGUGAGAAAUCAUGUUGCUAUCAGGGGUAUGGAUGGAUUCUUUUUGUAUCAGAACUAUGCUAAUGCGCCAAUAUUUGGCUGCCUUGCUUGCAUUAUUUUGCCUAUUGUGAGCUACGAGAGUACAAAUUCACUUUCAAA
Salvia miltiorrhiza (redroot sage) is the source of this 2430-nucleotide messenger RNA. RefSeq names its product protein REPRESSOR OF SILENCING 3. Bases 111 to 2126 code for a protein of 671 amino acids. Gene Ontology annotation, cellular component: nucleus. The record is from RefSeq and is a predicted model, not a curated record. Lineage: Eukaryota; Viridiplantae; Streptophyta; Magnoliopsida; Lamiales; Lamiaceae. Gene Ontology annotation, molecular function: RNA binding. The transcript has 4 exons.